This is a messenger RNA of Peromyscus eremicus (cactus mouse), 763 nucleotides long. Its product is annotated as WW domain-binding protein 2-like. Gene Ontology annotation, molecular function: transcription coactivator activity; chromatin DNA binding. The transcript has a single exon. Gene Ontology annotation, biological process: positive regulation of DNA-templated transcription. The coding region runs from base 1 to 750 and encodes 249 amino acids. Gene Ontology annotation, cellular component: nucleus. Lineage: Eukaryota; Metazoa; Chordata; Mammalia; Rodentia; Cricetidae. The record is from RefSeq and is a predicted model, not a curated record.
AUGGCGCUCAACAAAAAUCACUCAGGGCGUGGCGGAGUGAUCGUCAAUACCAGUGAGAGCAUUCUAAGGUCCUAUGAUCAUGUGGAGCUUACAUUCAAUGAUAUGAAGAAUGUGCCAGAGGCCUUCAAAGGGACCAAGAAAGGCAUCGUCUACCUUACCUCAUACCUUACACCAUACCGGGUCAUCUUUCUGUCUAAGGGGAAGGGUGCCAUGCAGUCCUUCAUGAUGCCCUUUUAUCUGAUGAAGGUCUGUGAGAUCAUCCAGCCGGUUUUUGGCGCAGACUUCAUUAAGGGAACAGUGAAGGCUGAAGCAGGAGGUAGCUGGGAAGGCUCUGCUUCCUACAAGUUGACCUUCACAGCAGGGGCCGCCAUUGAGUUUGGGCAGCGGGUGCUCCAGGUGGCAUCGCAAGCCUCCAGAAGUGAAGCCCCUAAUGGAGCCUGUGGGUACCCUUACAUGCCCAGCGGGGCCUAUGUCUUUCCCUCACCAGUCGCCAAUGGAAUGUACCCCUGCCCUCCUGGCUACCCCUAUCCACCGCCCCCACCUGAGUUCUAUCCAGGACCUCCCAUGAUGGACGGGGCCAUGGGAUCUGUACAGCCACCACCACCACCCUAUCCUGGGCCCAGGGAGCCUCCAGUCAGGGGCCCCAGUGCCCCCUCCACUCCUGCAGCUGAGGCCAAGGCCACAGAACCAGCUGCCAGCGCCUAUUACAACCCAGGCAACCCACACAGUGUCUACAUGCCCACGAACUAGCCUCCUCUGCCAC